AUGUUGAAAACAGCCAGCUCUCGGAGCAACAUCGCGCGAGACUUCACUCUCAACCCGCUUAGAGGUGCCACCCAAACUCCCCAUUGGCUGCAGACUGUGAGAACCUUCAGCAAACCCAAAACUCACCCAUUCAUAUGGAGAUUAGGGAGUAUAAAUAGGGGAGAGAGUGAGAGAUCACUGCACAGCCAAAGCUCUUCCUUACAGAGAGCCAACAGAAGACACACAGCCAUGGCUCCUACAAUCACUGCAUCAGUGAUCUACUCCAACCACGAGCUACCACUUACACAUAAGCUGAGAAAGCCAAUAGUGGAGAAGCUGCAUAGAGAACGCAUCAACACCUGCAUUGAAAGGCUCAAGUCUCUGCUGAAUCAAGAAUUUCUAAAGCAGCAGCCUGAUUCCAGACAAGAGAAAGCUGACAUCUUAGAGAUGACUGUCUAUUUCCUGAGACAGCAGAAGCAGAAGCAAAAGCAGUCCUAUUUGAAUUUGAACUGUUCUACAGCAGCCAAUGAAGGCUACAAGACGUGUGUGCAGGAGACAAUCGACUAACUAUCUCAGUGUCCGGUCAACACUGAGUCCCAAAGAUGACUGCUUAACCAUUUCCUCACCAAGCAGCCUUCCAUGGAGAGGAGCAGAAGUUUUGUUCCUCAGCUCAGCUCACUAACAGUUCAGAACAGCAGCAAGAAGGAGAUGUCAGAGUCCAGUUCUCUUUGGAGACCCUGGUAG
This is a messenger RNA of Trichomycterus rosablanca, 723 nucleotides long. RefSeq names its product transcription factor HES-5-like. NCBI's taxonomy places the organism in Eukaryota, Metazoa, Chordata, Actinopteri, Siluriformes, Trichomycteridae. The record is from RefSeq and is a predicted model, not a curated record. Gene Ontology annotation, biological process: regulation of neurogenesis; regulation of transcription by RNA polymerase II; anterior/posterior pattern specification. Gene Ontology annotation, cellular component: nucleus. Gene Ontology annotation, molecular function: protein dimerization activity; RNA polymerase II cis-regulatory region sequence-specific DNA binding; DNA-binding transcription factor activity, RNA polymerase II-specific.